Messenger RNA from Gigantopelta aegis, 4170 nucleotides. RefSeq names its product zinc finger protein 708-like. Lineage: Eukaryota; Metazoa; Mollusca; Gastropoda; Neomphalida; Peltospiridae. Gene Ontology annotation, molecular function: RNA polymerase II cis-regulatory region sequence-specific DNA binding; DNA-binding transcription factor activity, RNA polymerase II-specific. The transcript is spliced from 2 exons. Bases 1555 to 2340 code for a protein of 261 amino acids. Gene Ontology annotation, biological process: regulation of transcription by RNA polymerase II. The record is from RefSeq and is a predicted model, not a curated record. Gene Ontology annotation, cellular component: nucleus.
GGUUACUGUACGAUUUAAUGUUGAACUUGUUGGUUUAAUUUUGCCUCUUUUAUAGCUAAUAUCAUCAAAAAAGCUAUGUUCUAGUCCACGUCUCGUACUACAUCUGUGUAGUGAAGAUGCAUCCUGAUUAAACAUAGAAGUACAAAGAUGAAGUGUUGAUAGAGACAUAUCUAACAAUGUCAGUCAAUGGUGAUGACAAAGGUCUGAAAUUCGAAUUCUGCUUUAAAUAUUUCACAUGCAAGUCCAAUCUAAAAGCACAUACGCGUGUGCAUACUGGUGAGAAACCAUUCAAAUGUGAAGUGUGCAAAACGUGUUUUGCAUGGAGUGCCAACUUUAAAAAGCAUAUGUUUGGUCAUGCCAGUGGUCAUGCCAGUGUUCAUGCUAGGAAAAAAUUUGAAAAACGCUUCAAAUGUGAAGUGUGCACAAAACGUUUUGUAUACAAAUCCAUAUUAAUAGAGCAUAUUUUGAUUCAUACUGGUGAAAAACCCUUUGAAUGUAAAGUGUGCACAAGACGUUUUUCAAGGGGUUCCUACCUAAAACAACAUAGUUUAAUUCAUACCGGUGAAUCAUCUUUCAAAUGUGAAGUGUGCGCACACGUUUGUACAAGCAGUUCCAUCCUAAGACAGCAUAUAUUGAUUCAUAAUAAUGAAAAAGGUUUCAAAUGUGAAGUGUGCACAAAAUGCUUUACACGCAGUAACGACUUGAAACGACACAUGGCCAUGCAUACUGGUGAAAAACGUGUCCAGUGUGAACAGUGCUCAAAACGUUUUACAGAUGUUGGACAUUUAAAAAGACAUAUUGUGAUCCAUUCACAUGAAAAACCUUUUAAAUGUGAUGUUUGCUCAAACUGUUUUCGACACAGAUGCAACUUAAAACGUCAUAUGUUCAUUCAUACUGGGCAGAUGCCUUUUAAAUGUGAAAUAUGCACAACAGCAUUUACAAACGGUUCACUUUUAAAAUAGCAUAUGUUUAUUCAUGCUGGUGAAAAAAACUUUAUAUGUGAUGUAUGCACGACAUCAUUUAGUCAGCAUAGCAGUUUGAAACGACAUUUCUCGAUUCAUACUGGUGAGAAAACGUUCCAAUGUGAAGUAUGCAAAAAACGUUUUACAAAUAGAGAUGGUUUAAAACAGCAUUUACUGAUUCAUACUGGUGAAAAACCUUUCAACUGUGAAGUGUGCACAAAAUGUUUUUCAGUCAGGGCUGUCUUGAAACAGCAUAUGUUUAUUCAUACUGGGGAAAAAACACUUUAGAUGUGAAGUAUGCACAACAUCAUUUAGGCACCAUAGCACUUUGAAACGGCAUAUGUUGGUUCAUACUGGUGAAAAACCGUUCGAAUGUGAAGUGUGUAAAAAACAUUUUACAUCCAGCUCUGUCUUAAAACAACACAUGUUGAUUCAUACUGGUGAAAAACCUUUCGAAUGUAAAGGAUGCACAUAACAUUUUGCAUGCAGUUCUGUCUUAAAGCAGCAUACGUUGAUUCAUACUGGUGAAAAACACUUAAUAUGUGAAGUGUGCAGGACAACCUUUAGACAACUUACUACUCUAAAACGGCAUAUGUCAAUUCAUACUGGUGAAAAACCUUUCAAAUGUGAAGUUUGCUCAAAAUGUUUUGCACAAAGUGAACACUUAAAGCAGCAUACAUUGAUUCAUACUGGUGAAAAACCUUUCAAAUGCGAAUUGUGCACCAAACGUUUUACAAAGAGUGGUAAUUUAAAGAAGCAUGGGUUUGUCCAUACUGGUGAAAAACCUUUCAAAUGUGAAGUGUGCACAAAAUGUUUUGCACUGAGUGAAGUCUUAAAGCAGCAUAUGUUGAUUCAUAAUGGUGAAAAACCUUUCAAAUGUGGAGUAUGCAGCAAACAGUUUACAUGCAGUGCCAGUUUAAAGCGGCAUAUGUUGAUUCAUACUGGUGAAAAACCUUUCAAAUGUGGAGUAUGCAGCAAACAGUUUACAUGCAGUGCCAGUUUAAAGCGGCAUAUGUUGAUUCAUACUGGUGAAAAACCUUUCAAAUGUGGAGUAUGCAGCAAACGGUUUACAUGCAGUGCCAGGUUAAAGCAGCAUAUGUUGAUUCAUACUGGUGAAAAACCUUUCAAAUGUGAAGUAUGCAGCAAACGGUUUACAUGCAGUGCCAGUUUAAAGCAGCAUACGUUGAUUCAUACUGGUGAAAAACCUUUCAAAUGCGGAAUAUGCAGCAAACGGUUUACAUGCAGUGCCAGUUUAAAGCGGCAUAUGUUUAUUCAUACUGGUGAAAAACCUUUCAAAUGUGGAGUAUGCAACAGACGGUUUACAUGCAGUGCCAGUUUAAAGCGGCAUAUGUUUAUCCAUACCAGUGACAAAUGUUGAAACACCACGUGUGUGUCAUUCUGAUCUUAAGUGUUUCAAAUGUUAGGUGGCGGGGUGUAGCUUAGUGGUAUGAUGCACACUUGUGGUGUGACGAUCAUAUAGUCGAUCGUACCCGAAAACACUCGUUGUUUUCUCCUACCAACAAGUGCCUCACAAACAAUGCAUUAAAGUGUACAUUAUUAUCCUACACACACACACACACACAUACCCAUCUCCCCUCUCUCUCCCCUCUCUCUCUCUCUCUCUCUCUCUCUCUCUCUCUCUCUCUCUCUCUCUCUCUCUCUCUCUCUCUCUCUCUCUCUCUCAAAUGUGCUGAUGUGUUGUCAAACGAAUAUUCCUUUCCUUUUAAACACUAGGUUCGAAUCACGACCACUUUCCCACUUUUGUAGUAUCAAAGAUCGUAUCGUGUGCUGUUAUGUCUGUAGGAAGCUGCUAAUAAAAAAAAAAAAACUGAUCAUUUGUAAGCAAGCUUAGGCGUACGGGCUCCCAUUUGUGUAGGAUGGUGUCCCACAUGUUCUCAAUGGGUGAAAGGUCUGGGCUUAGGGCUGGUCUUGGAAGUGUGGUGAUGUUCGGUUGCUGCAGGUAUGCAGUGCCAGUAGAAUCCGGUGAGCCUGGGCGUUGUCUUAAAAAACAAAACAAAAAUGGCGUCCAGCCUGACGUCCGAAGGGCACAACAGUCGGUGCAAGCAUGUUUUCUCGGUAGUAUUGCCAAGUGACCCUCCCAUGAACAAUAUGCAGCUUGGUUCUGGCAGUUAUGGUGAUGCCACCCCACAACAUAAUAGACCUUCUUCCAAAUCGGACAUGAGGAGAAACGUUCGCAUCACGUGCUUCGCGAUCAAAACAAUGGGUGCGUUGUUUUCAUGCUCGUGCACUUAUUUUGAGUUUUACAUCUCAUUUCAUUAUUUAAUUAUUGAUAUUUGAAAUGGAAUACCCCCUACUUAUUUGAACACUAUACAUUAUAUGGUUUAAGCUGGAUUCCAAAGUACAUUGUAGUUUGGCGAAUUUUAUCAUAAAAUAUGUAGCCAGAUUCAAGUAACAUUUAGCUAAACAGAUUUUUUUUUGGAUAAUAGUAAUAGAUUUGUGUCGUAUGAUGGCAAGUUGGCGAAUGACAGGUUACUUUUUAUGAUAAUUGUUAGUAAUAGUAGAAUUAAUAGUGGCGAUGGUGGUGAUAUUUGUUUAUUUUAUUAUUAUUGUUAUGUUUGUUUAUUAUCUAUCCAAUUAGAUGUUUAACCUGAUACCUAUACACAAUAAAAAUAUAUUUAGAAAAGUCUCUAUGGCGCCAAAUACAUUAUUAAUUAAAAAUGAAAACUGUGUUAUCGGUCAUGGCUACCGGAAGUAAAUGCUCAACAGAAGCGUAAUCGACCACCUGAAACCGUGUAAUUCCAUAGGAAACCAUAGUAUCUUGCAUACAGUGUUAUAUAGCGUGGGACAAAGAACGAAUAUCUGUUGGUCAAAUCCCAUGGUAUGCGCGUUCCUGUCUGUGGGAAAGUGCAUAUAGAAGAGUCCUUGCUGCGUUAGGAAAGUAUCCAGCAGGAAAAACUCUGCAUAAUUGACUCAAGAAUAGAAAAAUGGCAAAAAGUAAUUUUAGUCGGCAAUCAUUGAUAGAAAAACAAAGUUUAUAGAUAAUAUUCAUUGUACAUCCACUUAAUUAAUGUAUGUAAAAGUUUAUGUGCAAAAAUAGACAUGUAAUUCAAAUUCAAACUUUGAAGUCAACUGGUGUUAAUAUGUUGUUCAGCCCAUUUUGGAUUUAGUAAUACGAUAUAUUCAUAAAAUAGUAGUAAAUUAAUUAUUUGGAUAUAUAUAUAUAUUGCAUUAAAGCAAAAUACCACUG